Molecule: messenger RNA, 1923 nt
Organism: Neoarthrinium moseri
Lineage: Eukaryota; Fungi; Ascomycota; Sordariomycetes; Amphisphaeriales; Apiosporaceae
Exons: 3
Coding region: 1-1923 (640 amino acids)
Biological process (GO): arachidonate metabolic process
Cellular component (GO): membrane
Source: RefSeq, a predicted model, not a curated record
AUGGAACUCGAGGGGGGGCUGAAAAGGAAAGACACUACCAAAGGUCCGCCUUUGCGGAUUCUCUCUCUCGAUGGCGGGGGUGUUCGAGGCUAUUCUAUGAUUAUCAUUCUGCAGGAGUUGAUGCACCGGACCUACGUCGAAAUCGAAGGCAAGGCCCCGCGGCGCGACCAGAUCCCGAAGCCAUGCGACCAUUUCGACCUGAUAGUCGGCACCGGCACUGGCGGCCUCAUCGCCAUCAUGCUGGGCCGCCUGAGGCUGGACCUGGAGCAGUGCAAGGAGCUGUAUGUGCGCAUGACGAGGAUGGUAUUCGAGACGGACAAGACCAUCGCCGGCAUCCCCUACCGAUCGACGCUCUUCAAGGCCUCGAUGCUGGAACAGGCCAUCAAGGAGGCGGUGAGAGAGCACACGGUGGACGACGCUGAGGGCAACGACGGCACGGCCUCCAGCCUCACCAGCCCGCUCUCUGCGGCCACGAGAUCCAGCGCGGCAUCGGCCGUGAGGCGGCACUCCAGCAACGCGAGUGUUGUCAGCUUUAGCGCCCGGAGUCCGACGGCGCAGAUGGCCAGGCCAGCAUUUCACGGCGGAUACGGUGAUCCCAACGCCAAACUGUACGACGAGAGGGAAAACAGGACAAAAACCGCUGUCACGGCUUAUUACAAAGGCACUCAGAGAGGCGGAGAUCCGGCGCUGCUGCGCUCUUACGAUUCGAGAAAGGAACCGGCACCGGAAUACGACUGCAAGAUCUGGGAAGCUGGACGGGCCACGUCCGCCAUUGGACUUGCUUUCAAGCCCAUCAGGGUAGGGCAGUCGCUCUUCCACGAUGACGGGGGCGGCACAUUCAACCCGUCUCCUCACGCCCUCGACGAAGCGACCGUGAACGAGUGGCCAGGACGUGAGGUCGGUGUAUUCGUCAGUGUCGGCACGGGAAAGCGACCCCGGGGCACUGAACAAAACUCGCACGUAUGGUAUGAAGGUUUUAUGGGCGAGUUUGCCGAGGCGAGAAAGAAGCUCAUCCAGAAAAUCGAGGGAUGCGAGACUAUCCACGAAUACAUGAAGAAGGAGCACCUGAUGAAGCGCGGUGUCAACGCCGAGAACUAUUACCGGCUGAACGUCGAAGUCGGAGUCGGCGAGUUUGGUAUGAACGAAUGGCAUCGUCUCUCAGAAAUCAGCACUGGAACCAGGAGAUAUAUGGGUCGACCGGACGAGCAGAAGAUGAUCCAGGGGUCCUCAACAAAGCUGGCCAAAAUCCACCGAGCGAAACAACGCUACGAGAGGAUGAGCAAUGUUCCGGAAAUUGUCUCACCUCCCGUCACGUCGUCUUAUUACUCCUCUUCGUUGAACACUCCGCUGGCAGUCGAGCUUCCUGGUGAUUUCCCAGCGCCAAUGGCAAUCCAAAAUACGCCUCCCAGUCGGCAAUCUUACGACUCGGGAACGGAUCGACUCUCCCUGCCCGGGGCCGCUAACACCCCGUCGCCGCGGAGCUCAAACGAACGUAUGCGGCCAGCAACCAGCCACGCAUCCCCUCCUCUACAACCGGUGAGGCCGCAUCAGCCGCCGGCACAGAGCCCACUCGUAUCUGCAACCAAGCCGCCAUCGGACGACCCGGACCGCCUCGUGGUGACUGCGCCAACUCCUUCGCAGUACCGCAACGGCUCAGGCGCCGACAAGAUUAUGAUCACAAGCGCGGACGAACAUCCUCGCAGGCAGCACACGAUGCCCAUUGUGCAGAAUUCCCCGCAGCAAGCACAGCGCAUAGAGCCACUUGCUCCGCCAAGGCCUCCGAAAACGCCGUUAUUGGAGGAGAGUAAGGGACCAGGCAGCCGCCGGCCAGCGAACGGUUCGGCUCUUCCAUAUCCCAUGGAUGACGACCAACCACCACCGGCGGUGAACAUGGCCAAGAAACCCAACUACAGGGGCCGGUAA